AUGACGACACCCCAAGAACAGGCCAUCGCCUUCAAGAACGAGGGCAACAAGGCCUUCGCCGCCCACGACUGGCCCAAGGCUAUCGAGUUCUACGACAAGGCCAUUGAGCUGAACGAUAAGGAGCCAACUUUCUGGUCCAACAGAGCCCAGGCCCAUCUCAAGACAGAAGCAUACGGAUAUGCCAUUCGCGAUGCCACAAAAGCCAUUGAGCUCAACCCGGGCUUCGUCAAGGCCUACUACCGCCGCGCUACCGCCUACGCCGCCAUCCUGAACCCCAAGGAAGCCGUCAAGGACUUCAAGACCUGCGUCAAGAUUGCCCCCGAUAACAAGGAUGCCAAGCUCAAGCUUGUCGAGUGCGAGAAGAUUGUGCGCCAGCUCGCCUUCUUCGCCGCUAUCGAAGUCGGCGAUGAGCUGUCCGCCGCCGAGGGUCUCGAUGUCGACUCUAUGGCUGUCGAUGCCGCCUACGACGGCGUGCGCCUGGAAAAGAACGAGAUGACACAAGAGUUUAUCGACGACAUGAUCGAGCGUUUCAAGCACGGCAAACUGAUCCACAAGAAAUACGUCUACCAGAUCAUUAUUGCGGUCAGGAACAUUAUGUACAACGAGCCCACCAUGGUCGAGGUGGACAUCCCCGAGGACGUGCAGUUGACAGUCUGCGGUGAUACCCACGGCCAAUACUUUGAUCUGAUGGAGCUCUUCAGGUUGAACGGUUUCCCUACCGAUAAGCACUACUACCUGUUUAACGGCGAUUUCGUCGACAGAGGCUCGUGGUCGACUGAGAUUGCCCUCCUCCUUUAUGCCUACAAGUGGUUGAGGCCAAACGGUUUGUUCAUCAACCGCGGAAACCACGAGACAGACGACAUGAACAGGGUGUAUGGCUUCGAGGGCGAGUGCAAGCACAAGUACAACGAGAGAACCUACAAGCUCUUCUCCGAGAGCUUCUCGGCCCUCCCGCUCGCCACCUUGAUCGGCUCCAAGUACCUCGUCCUCCACGGCGGUCUAUUCUCGGACGACAACGUCACGCUCGACGACAUCCGCAAGCUCGACCGCCACAAGCAGAAGCAGCCUGGCCAGGCUGGCAAGCGCGGUGUCGGCAUGCAGUUCGGUCCCGACGUUACCAAGCGUUUCUGCGACAAGAACGGCUUGGAGGCCAUCAUCCGCAGUCAUGAGGUCCGCAUGGACGGUUACGAGGAGGAGCACGACGGAAAGUGCAUCACCGUCUUCUCGGCGCCCAAGUACUGCGACAUGACGGAGAACAAGGGCGCUUACAUCAACAUUGGCCCCGAUUACAAGUUGAAGUUCUCGCAGUUCGAGGCCGUACCGCAUCCCAACAUUAAGCCCAUGGCAUACGCACAAAGCUCCGUCAUGUCGUCGCUGAUGUAA
Sordaria macrospora k-hell is the source of this 1383-nucleotide messenger RNA. The record is from RefSeq and is a predicted model, not a curated record. NCBI's taxonomy places the organism in Eukaryota, Fungi, Ascomycota, Sordariomycetes, Sordariales, Sordariaceae.